Lates calcarifer (barramundi perch) is the source of this 1723-nucleotide messenger RNA. Its product is annotated as core histone macro-H2A.2. Gene Ontology annotation, cellular component: nucleosome. The record is from RefSeq and is a predicted model, not a curated record. Lineage: Eukaryota; Metazoa; Chordata; Actinopteri; Centropomidae. Bases 213 to 1325 code for a protein of 370 amino acids. Gene Ontology annotation, molecular function: DNA binding; protein heterodimerization activity; structural constituent of chromatin. The transcript is spliced from 9 exons. Gene Ontology annotation, biological process: nucleosome assembly.
CAGAGCCAGCCUCCGACCAGAUUACGUUGUUCCUGCUUGCUCUGUGUUUUUUUUUUUCUCUAAGGUUGGGAAGCAAGAUUACGCACAAGGACAGCAAAUAAACAGAACCAAAACAAAACGCGCCGCCUUUCACCGGGGAUCCGUCUGUCUUCCGUGCAGGAGCAUCUCGGGCUCGCGUUGAUUCGCGUCAAAGGAGGACAAAACAGAGCAGGAUGUCAGCCAGAGGAGGAAAGAAGAAGGCCACCAAGCUGUCCCGUUCAGCCAGGGCGGGUGUCAUCUUCCCCGUGGGGAGGAUGAUGAGGUACCUGCGCACUGGCACGCACAAAUACCGCAUUGGCAUGGGAGCGCCUGUCUACAUGGCAGCUGUCAUCGAGUACCUGGCAGCUGAGAUCUUGGAGUUGGCAGGAAAUGCAGCGAGAGACAACAAAAAAGGCAGAAUAACUCCCAGGCACAUCAAGCUGGCUGUGGCCAAUGACGAGGAGCUCAACCAGCUUCUGCGGGGCGUGACCAUUUCAAACGGAGGUGUUCUGCCUCGGAUCCACCCAGAGCUGCUCUCAAAGAAGAGGGGAGGCCGGGCGAAAGUGGACAGCCAGUCGUCCAUCCCCGAGAAGCAGGAAGAGCGCUCAAAGAACAAGAAACCCGUCAAAUCCCUCAAGAAGGUUAAAGGCAAACGAGGCCGAAAACCAAAGAGCACAGACAACGACAAAGAGUCUGUACCAAACUCCACAGCUGAAGACGGUCCCGGAGAUGGAUUCACCAUCCUGUCAGCAAAGAGCCUGUUCCUCGGACAGAAGCUUUCUCUAACAGAGAGUGAAAUCAGCAAAAUCGGAUCGAUCAAGGUGGAAGGGAUAAUAAACCCAACAAAUGCAGAGAUGGACCUCAAGGACGGAGUGGGUAACGCCCUGGAGAAAGCUGGAGGUCGAGAAUUCCUGGAGGGAGUUAAGGAGCUGCGGAAAGCACAGGGGCCUUUGGAGGUGGCAUCAGUGGCGGUGAGCCAGGCCAGCGGGAUGGCGGCGCGCUUCAUCAUCCACUGUAACGUCCCUCAGUGGGGCUCUGACAAGUGCGAAGACCAGCUAGAGAAGACGGUGAAGAACUGCCUCUCAGCAGCAGAGGAGAAGAAGCUCAAGUCUGUGGCUUUCCCUUCGCUUCCUGCUGGACGGAACGGAUUUCCAAAGCAAACAGCCGCCCAGCUCAUCCUCAAGGCCAUCUCCAACCAUUUUGUGUCCUCCACCAGCUCCUCUCUGAAAAACAUUUACUUUGUUCUGUUUGACAGUGAGAGCAUUGGGAUAUACCUUCAGGAAAUGGCAAAGCUGGACGCCAAGUGAGGAUUGUUGUUUAGGGUUUGUUUUUCUAUAUGUCGUUUGUUGCUGAUGGUGUAGAUAGGCGAUCUGACAGUAGGGCUUUUGGUUCUGUCUCGGUUAACGAGGAAAACAACAAUAUUUGUGAGUGGAGUGCUGUUCACAUUUCUGUUCCACUGUCCCUUCAACAGAUUGCAUUCUUUAUAGUUAGAUAAUUUAAAUCCGUACAGUUUGCCAUUAUGGUUCCUUGUUUCACUGAUGUUUUUACAUUCCAUGUACAAAUAUAACAGUUUUUUUUUUCCUGGCCUCUGUAGUUUCUGAUACAAUUAGUUUACUAAAAAAAAAAAAAAAAAAACUGUGGUUCUCAUUCUGCUUUGAAAUAAAAACUCAGAUGUUUUACACCAGAGAUCUGUUCAGACUUUUAA